AGAGAGACAACGAGGAAGAGGAGACGAAGACGAGGCGACCAUGUUGAUUUAAAGGAAGAAGAAACACAAUAGAAGCGAUUUAUAUCCAGAAAAAAAAAAUCUGUAAUUGAAGCUUAUUGUAAAGGAAGUAGUUGAUCGAGCGCACAGUGAGCGUCCCUUGCAGAAAAACAAAGAAGCUGAGGUGAGAAGUCUAAGUUAUUGGCUUUGACUUUGAGGAGGCAACGGGUCAAUCAGACCACGACUCUCACUCUUCAGAGCCCAAGACCUGUGGUGCUGAAGGAAAGAAGUCACUCUGUUGUUGAAGGGGACCGAACUGCACGUACUUGUGUAUAUGUAAAUACUACAAAUCCACUUUUGUCAUCAGAGGACUUAAAAAAAAAAGAAUAUUGUUUGUUAAUGCUUUAUUAAACUUUUUUUUUUACUUUUGAAGAGAAUUUUUAAAAACAAAAACCUAAGACGCAAAAAUCUAAUACUUCAAAGGACAGAGGGGAAAAAAAAAAGGAGACAAAAACAGGGAAAAAUGGCAACCGCCAGAACAGAAAAUGUCGGCCCGCUCGUCAUGGGACUGAAUAAGCAGAACGGGCAGCUCAGAGGACAGACCAAACCAGCUGCAGUCCAGCCAGCACCAACAACUCAAGGAAAGACUUUGGGUGCUCCCCAGAAAGCAGGAGGUGCCUCUCAGGAUGGAGGGGGUAUAAAGUUUGGGGAUGACUGGAAAAAGAGCCUACACCUCCCUCCCAAAGACAACAGGGUCAAAACCUCAGAUGUCACGUCCACAAAGGGGAAUGAGUUUGAAGAUUACUGUCUCAAAAGAGAACUCCUGAUGGGCAUCUUUGAGAUGGGUUGGGAGAAACCCUCCCCUAUUCAGGAGGAGAGCAUUCCCAUUGCCCUAUCUGGACGGGAUAUUCUGGCCCGGGCCAAGAAUGGAACAGGGAAAAGUGGAGCCUAUCUCAUCCCACUGCUGGAAAGGAUAGACCUGAAAAAGGACCACAUACAGGCCAUUGUCAUGGUGCCCACUCGUGAGCUGGCACUGCAGGUGAGCCAGAUCUGCAUCCAGCUCAGCAAACACCUGGGAGGAGUCAAAGUCAUGGCGACCACCGGGGGCACCAACCUGCGAGAUGACAUCAUGCGUCUGGAUGAGACUGUGCACGUGGUCAUCGCCACACCUGGCAGGAUCCUGGACUUGAUAAAGAAGGGGGUGGCAAAGGUGGAUAAAGUCCAGAUGAUGGUGAUGGACGAGGCGGAUAAGCUGCUGUCUCAGGAUUUUGUGGUGCUCAUCGAAGACAUUAUUAGCUUCCUGGCCAAGAACAGGCAGAUCCUGCUCUACUCUGCAACCUUCCCCAUCAGUGUGCAGAAGUUCAUGGCCAAGCACCUUCAGAAGCCCUAUGAGAUAAACCUGAUGGAGGAGCUGACUCUGAAGGGCAUUACUCAGUACUACGCCUACGUUACUGAGAGGCAGAAAGUUCACUGCCUCAACACACUCUUCUCCAGGCUCCAAAUCAACCAGUCAAUCAUCUUCUGUAACUCAACUCAGAGAGUGGAGCUCUUGGCCAAGAAGAUCACUCAGCUGGGAUACUCCUGCUUCUACAUCCACGCUAAAAUGAUGCAGGAAUACAGAAACCGCGUGUUCCACGACUUCAGAAACGGGCUGUGCAGAAACCUGGUGUGCACCGAUCUGUUCACCAGAGGAAUUGACAUCCAGGCUGUAAAUGUGGUCAUCAACUUUGACUUCCCGAAGAACGCCGAGACUUACCUCCAUCGUAUUGGAAGAUCAGGGCGGUUUGGUCACCUGGGCUUAGCCAUCAACCUGAUCACAUCGGAGGAUCGCUUCAAUCUGAAGGCCAUUGAAGACCAGCUAGUGACCGACAUCAAGCCCAUUCCCAGCAGCAUCGACAAGAGCCUGUAUGUGGCCGAGUACCACUCAGCCAGCGGGGAUUGUGACGUGGAAGAGGUCGAGGAGAAACGCCAACAGGACAGCACCUAAAGCAGGAUGCUGGGGCACACGGGGCUUUUGCACAGACAUCAGCGCUUGUACACAGGCUUCAGGCAACUCUUCAUUUUCACAUUUGUCACUUGUUUUCAGAGCCUGUGGAAUGGAUGUCUUUAAAAAAAGAAACAAAAAAAAGGCUGUCUUUAUUUUGGAGCAUUUCCUUAGCUUUUCCUCAACAAAAGCUGCCUCAUUAUUUUAUAAAUUUAUAAGGUUAAAGUGUGUUUUGCACCAAGCUGGGACCGCGCACAAGCUUAACGUUUCAUAGAAUUGGAGAAAAAAGCUGUUUUGAACCCGUUUUCACUUCCAGCGGCAAAACUGGUCCGUUUUUUUUUUUUGUUUCUUGCUUUUUCUUAAACGUUACAGUGGUGCACUCACACCAGCCAUCACUCUGCCACUCACACUGCUGUGGUCACUUAAGUGCCUUACUUGACUCCCGUGUGCACUCAUCCAUUCAUAACCUGCUGCCGUCUGUCAGGCAGCAGAGUACGAGCACAAAGAUGAAUUAAUAGUAACCCGAGUUUAUUGAAACUUUACGCAUUAUGCAAAGGAAAAAGGACAACACACACACACACGCCGCUCUCCUGCUGAGAGGUGUGCAGAAGCACGCUCAAAACCAUCCUGAAUGUGAACGUUUAUUUUUAAUGUGAACGUUGCAAUAAAAAAAUACAUAAAAAUAAGGGCAGCUUUAUUUAAAUACUGCGUGACUGUUUGUUUUUUUUAUAAUUGUUUUUUUUUUUUUUCCCCCCUUCCACUAUGAAUAAACGUAAGCAGAGGUAACGUGAGAGGACAGCCCCCCCGUACUGAUUCGUAGAUGUUGGCUUGCAAACACACACACACAAGCAGCUGUGAUGGAGAUGAAUAGCAGCUUCCUGCUGUUAGGUUUAAGCUGCUGUCUGUGGGGUUCUUCUACAUUUAAAAAAAAAAAAAAUAUAUAUAAAAAAUGGCUGAAUGCUGUAAAUCUGCUGGCCACCGUAGCCGCUGGAUGAAAAUCUGGUUUCUUUUCCUGCACAGGACGAUGCAUCUGAGACCUGUUCAAAACAGUUGAUAAAUGCUCAGCAGGUCCACAGUUGGUGCAAAACAAUACUUUGAAUUUUCUGUUUAGCUCCCCCCCCCCUUUUUUUUUCUUUUUUAUAGUUUUAUUGAGGAAACAAGAGGUGGAAAUACGUUUAUAAGCCCUCAUGAUAAAAUUGAAGUUGGUGAAUGUAUUAGUUGCCAAUAAUGGCCGUGCAGCCCAGUGGUCGAAUGCCAAGCUUUUCAUUUUGCUGCUGCUUCAGGCUCUGCUUUAAUUAAACCAUAAACUGGAUGUGAGCUGGUUUCAUGGACCACAGAGUGAUGAAACCUGCUCAGUCUUUAAAGGACCACAUAUAAAUUCAAUUGGAAACAAUUAAACCUUUUUUUUUUUUUUUUUUUCCUGCAGCAGCAUUUUUUUUUCUCCAUGGCACA
Messenger RNA from Archocentrus centrarchus (flier cichlid), 3433 nucleotides. RefSeq names its product DEAD (Asp-Glu-Ala-Asp) box helicase 61 (gene ddx61). NCBI's taxonomy places the organism in Eukaryota, Metazoa, Chordata, Actinopteri, Cichliformes, Cichlidae. Gene Ontology annotation, molecular function: nucleic acid binding; ATP binding; RNA helicase activity. Bases 521 to 1984 code for a protein of 487 amino acids. The transcript is spliced from 14 exons. The record is from RefSeq and is a predicted model, not a curated record.